AUGAAGCCAGUUUUUCAGUUGGUGACGAUCGCCAUCGGCACCAUGCCCGCACUUUGCCUGCUUUGUCUCACGGCCACUUUGGCUGCGUUCGCGCGGUCAGUCACCGCCGCGGGACCGGUCGUCCGUUGCGACCCGUGCGACGCUGUGGCGCUCCUACAGUGCAAGCCUCUUCCCAAGGACUGCGCAGAGCGGCUGAGAGAGCCGGGCUGCGGCUGCUGCGUGACGUGCGCCCUCGGCCAAGGACAUGCGUGCGGCGUGUACACGGCGCGCUGCGGCUCCGGUUUGACCUGCCAGCACCAGUUGGGCGAGAGCAGACCCCUGCAAGCGUUGUUGGAGGGACGGGGAGUGUGCGCUAAAAAACUCAACAGAAUCCCAGUGACGCCGCAAAAGCAAGACCAUGGCCAAAAUCAGGUUGAGGAAAGUCUUACCAACAAGACGUCUACGCUGAGUGUGGUGCCUGUUUUUUCAUCUGUCAAAGAGAAGCACAGUGGAAGUCUGAUGGAUACCAGGCCUCCAUUACACAACAAGCUGAUAAAGAAAGAUCAGAACCGAAAGACUCACAGCUACAAGGUGGAAUCAGUGUCAGAGGGAGGAGCCAUUAUGGAUAUGCAGAACUUCUCCCUGGAGAACAAAAGGGAGACUGAGUAUGGCCCGUGUCGGAGGGAGAUGGAAAGCAUCUUAAAUGGCCUCAAAAUCAGCAAUGUGCUCAAUCCAAGAGGGUUCCGCAUACCCAACUGUGAUAGAAGAGGCUUCUAUAAGAAAAGACAGUGCCGUCCAUCCAAAGGCAGAAGGCGGGGUUACUGCUGGUGCGUCGACAAAUACGGACAGCGCCUCCCUGGCUUUGACAGCAGAGACGAGAAACAGUGUCACAGUCGUGACGGCCAAUGA
Messenger RNA from Nerophis lumbriciformis (worm pipefish), 888 nucleotides. The record is from RefSeq and is a predicted model, not a curated record. Lineage: Eukaryota; Metazoa; Chordata; Actinopteri; Syngnathiformes; Syngnathidae.